AUGCGAUCGAUUCUGAAGAAAAUCUUGAUCACAACAGGUGUCUUCUUUCUGAUUAACAUUCUUCUAUUGAUCAGUUUGAAAGGUUUUCAAUCACCGACGGAUAAACAUGAUCUGGCACUGCCAAUUGUCAGACCACGUCACCCAAAAUUUCCAGCACUCGCCACAUCUACACUUCCAUUCACUGUGUCUUUGCCAUCUAUUAAAAAAACCGAAACCGUUUUGCCAGUGGUUGUUUUCGGCUGUAAUCGACCACGUGCUCUCCAAAAACAUAUCGAAGCACUUCUCCGAAUUCGUAAAAAUGCCGAAUUACAUCCGAUUAUAGUCAGUCUAGAUUGUCAUGAUCAAGAUACCAUUCAAGCUGCGAAAAACUUCGGUGACAAAAUAAAACUGAUCAUUGACUUACCCGAUCUUGGUCCAAUUCAUGUCCCCGGGCAAUUUGAGCACAUGGCUGGAUAUUAUAAAAUCGCUCGUCAUUAUAACUAUUCGAUUAAUUAUGUUCUCAACAAACUUAACUAUGAUGGUAUUAUCAUAACCGAAGAUGAUUUGGAAGUCUCACCUGAUUUUCUCGAUUAUUUCCAAGCGCUGUAUCCGUUGUUAAUACACGAUAAAACCGUGUGGUGUGUAUCGGCUUGGAAUGAUAAUGGUAUUGACAAAAAGAUCGCUAAAGAUUCGACUCUUCUUCAUCGUACGGAUUUCUUCCCCGGUCUUGGUUGGCUGUUGUCGAAAACGGUUUGGACUGAAAUCAAAGAAAACUGGCCUGCAGGAUUUUGGGAUGAUUGGAUGAGAUUGCCGGAACAGCGGCGUGAUCGUUCUUGUAUUCGACCGGAAAUUUCACGGACAGCUAUGUCGCCCGAAGGAAAGAAAGGUGUUAGUCAGGGUCAACAUUAUGAGAAAUAUCUAAGAAAAAUCGUUAAAAAUAAUGAACCGGUCGACUGGAAAUCAAUCGAUAUUAGUUAUUUGAUGAAAGACCGAUACGACCCAAUGUUUCAAGCCCGUGUUGAUGCUUGUCCAGUCAUCACUGUGUCUGAUUUAGGACACCUGAAAUCCGAAAUGAAGUGUGCUCAGAUACGUUAUAGCAACGAGAAAGAAUUCGUUGCCGUGGCUAAUGCUCUGGAAAUUAUGAAUGAUUUGAAGAGUAACGUACCUCGAACGGCGUAUCGCGGCGUUGUUCAAUGUCAGCAUGGUCCAACAACAGUUUAUGUCACACCAAGUCAACGACCAUGGAGAGGCUAUUGA
Adineta ricciae is the source of this 1236-nucleotide messenger RNA. NCBI's taxonomy places the organism in Eukaryota, Metazoa, Rotifera, Eurotatoria, Adinetida, Adinetidae. The record is from the annotation of a GenBank genome assembly.